GAUCACGUGCACAUCCACCCAGAAGCCCUUUGCGCAAUCACUGUCAAAAAAGUGAAUUUAUUCACCCGUGGACACGUUAAGCACAUGCCCACAGUCUCCAUCCCUUUAUGGGUUGACAACGAGAAAAAAAAAGGAAAAAAAAGGUCGUCAUGUCAGUCGGUUAGAACUCAUUGUUGCCCGUCCAGCCAAUCAUAGUUUUUGACGACACAAAAGAGGCUAAAGUUGGAGUAUAAAAAGGUGUGCGCUAAUAAAGUAUGAUGCCUAUCAGAGUGCGACAUUAAUCCAAACACAGUCCAGUCGCGCAGGAGUUCCAGCACACACACACACACACACACACACACACACACACACCAAGGGAUCUUUAUUUUUAAACCAAACUGCACACCGUAGAGACGAUGCAUCCGUGUCAGACGGUGCUGUAUCUUAGCGCGCUGAUUGCUUUGGGUCCAGUAGUUCUGAGCGACCAGGAGACACACCAGCAGCAGCCCUCCGCCACCGGCCCCGAGGACACGGAGCAGUGCCCCACCUGCGAGGUCCGGCAGCAGAUCAAGUUCAUGCGGCUCAACGCGAUCAAAUCUCAGAUUUUGAGCAAACUGCGAAUGAAAGAAGCUCCGAACAUCAGCCGAGACAUCGUGAAGCAGCUCCUGCCCAAAGCGCCGCCGCUGCAGCAGCUGCUCGACCAGUACGACGUGCUGGGAGAUGACAACAAGGCUGUGGCUAUGGAGGAGGACGAUGAGCACGCCAUCACGGAGACCAUCAUGAUGAUCGCCACUGCACCCGAGUCCGUCGUCCAAGUGGACGGGGAACCAAAGUGCUGCCUCUUCUCUUUUACUCAAAAGUUCCAAGCCAGUCGCAUCCUGCGGGCUCAGCUGUGGGUGAACCUGCGCGCGUCGCCCGAGGCGACCACCGUGUUCCUGCAGAUCUCCCGGCUGAUGCCGGUCACGGACGGCAGCCGGCACAUACGCAUCCGCUCCCUGAAGAUCGACGUGGGUGCCGGGGUCAGCUCCUGGCAAAGCAUCGACGUCAAACAAGUGUUGACGGUGUGGCUGCGGCAGCCGGAGACCAACUGGGGCAUCGAGAUUAACGCCUUCGAUUCGAGGGGCAAUGACUUGGCCGUGACCUCCACGGAACCCGGAGAGGAAGGACUGCAACCCUUCAUGGAGGUGAAGAUCUCCGAGGGCCCCAGGCGCGCCAGGAGAGACUCGGGCCUGGACUGUGACGAGAACUCUCUGGAGUCCCGGUGCUGCCGUUACCCGCUCACCGUGGACUUUGAAGACUUUGGUUGGGACUGGAUUAUUGCUCCGAAGCGCUACAAGGCCAACUAUUGCUCCGGGGAGUGUGAGUACAUGCACUUGCAGAAGUAUCCGCACACCCACCUGGUGAACAAGGCCAACCCCAGAGGGAGCGCCGGCCCCUGCUGCACCCCCACCAAGAUGUCGCCCAUCAACAUGCUCUACUUUAACCGAAAAGAGCAGAUCAUCUACGGCAAGAUCCCUUCCAUGGUGGUGGACCGCUGCGGAUGCUCUUGAGUUGGGACGGAGACCCCCGGCGGAGAGAGAGGGGAGGAUGGAGGGGCCGUGGCUUCAUCCGUCCUCCAACUUCAAAACUUUUUAACACAACCAAUCCAGCAGUUCCGAUGCUUUUCCUGCAGAACACGGUGCAGUAGAACCAGAGUAGAAGCCACAAACCGCCCGAUCUUCCCCCCGCAGGGCAGCGCUUUCACAACCGGCAUAGCUCUUUAACUUUUCUUUCCUCCAGUGAAAUCUUAGCCGUAGAGGCCUUGAAGUCAGAUGGAUGCAGACACAUACAUACACACACACACACACACACACACACACACACACACACACACAUACACACAUGCCGGACCUCGGAGGGAAUGUAGACAGAAAUGAUCAAAAGCUAUCCAAAAACUUUUUUUUCCCCCCCUGUAUCUGUGUUCUGUGCAGUCCGUGUACACACACACACACACACACACACGCCGACAGAUUAUACUCGUACGCCAUCUCCUCCACUCCACUUGUAGCCAACGUAAAAGCUGUUACACUUCUUGCUAUGUGAUAUGUGUUUGUGAUAAUCAAUUUUUUCAAGUUAUGUUUUCAGAGGGGGAAAACCAGGAAUCGUCGUGGACUUUUUUGAAAAGGGCUUGGAAAAACCCAACUGGAGGCUACGAGUGAUAUUUCACACUGGUAGAACAUGUUUUAGUGCACGUGGGGUCUUAGGAGAUGAUACUUGUAUUGCAUCAAACUUUAAAAACUCUCUUUUUGGGAAUGAAAUCCGAAAACAGAGGCGACGACGCGGUGGUCGGUCCUCAGAUCCUAUUGACACAAACAUGUUCCACCGGGGUGAAAUAUUCCACUUUAGGUGUUGGCCCUGUUUUCAUGUGCUCUAACACACACACACACACACACACACACACACACACACACACACACACACACACACACACACACACACACACACACACAGCAACAUACCCGACCCAGGAGCACUCUCGCUCAGACAUAAUCUACCCAACCAAAACAGCCUGACCCUGGCCGAUACACUUGAAUUAUUCUGAUUGUAAAUUCACAUGACUGGACAGAAGGACUUGAACUGAAGGCAGUGAAUGCAGCCUACAAAUGAAAAAAAAAAAGGUGUUUUUUAAAGACAGAGAAAAUGGAUUGCACUAUGGCACACCGAUAGAAAGAAUUGGUUGCUACAAAUGUUGUAAAAAAAACUGAUUUUGAUAUGUUUGCUAAUUUGUAUUGUA
This is a messenger RNA of Cyclopterus lumpus (lumpfish), 2752 nucleotides long. RefSeq names its product myostatin b (gene mstnb). Bases 396 to 1529 code for a protein of 377 amino acids. Gene Ontology annotation, cellular component: extracellular region. The transcript has 3 exons. The record is from RefSeq and is a predicted model, not a curated record. Gene Ontology annotation, biological process: SMAD protein signal transduction. Gene Ontology annotation, molecular function: growth factor activity; cytokine activity. Lineage: Eukaryota; Metazoa; Chordata; Actinopteri; Perciformes; Cyclopteridae.